This is a messenger RNA of Tarenaya hassleriana, 3505 nucleotides long. RefSeq names its product epidermal growth factor receptor substrate 15-like. NCBI's taxonomy places the organism in Eukaryota, Viridiplantae, Streptophyta, Magnoliopsida, Brassicales, Cleomaceae. Gene Ontology annotation, biological process: endosomal transport; endocytosis. Gene Ontology annotation, cellular component: plasma membrane; nucleus; cytoplasm. The record is from RefSeq and is a predicted model, not a curated record. Gene Ontology annotation, molecular function: calcium ion binding; protein binding. The coding region runs from base 163 to 3288 and encodes 1041 amino acids. The transcript has 13 exons.
GCCAUUUUUCUGUUUCCUUUUUUUUUGCUCUGUUCGAAAAAUUUGAAAUCCAAACUUGAUAUUCGUCCGGACGAGGACAGAAUCUGAGAUAGGAUUUUGAUCGGAUUCGGAACCUCUGCCUAAGUCCGGUGGGUACUUUCCGGUGUCCCUUCGUUCGUGGAGAUGGCGGGACAGAAUCCGAGCAUGGAUCAAUUCGAGGCGUACUUCAGGAGAGCGGAUUUGGACGGAGAUGGUAGGAUCAGUGGAGCCGAAGCUGUCGGAUUCUUCCAAAGAUCUGGUUUGCCUAAGCAAGUCCUUGCCCAGAUAUGGUCGUAUGCAGAUCGAUCUCGCAGUGGUUUCCUUGGCCGGCAAGAUUUUUUUAAUGCUCUGAGGCUUGUAACUGUAGCUCAGAGCAAGCGAGAUCUGACACCUGAGAUAGUCAAUGCAGCACUCAAUACUCCUGCUGCAGCCAAAAUCCCUCCACCCAAAAUCGAUCUUUCAGCCAUUGCCGGGCAACAACCUAAUCCUGUUGCAACUGCACCCCAGAUCAGUCCAGUUUCCUCUGCACCUACUCAAAAUUUAGGGUUUAGGGGACCAGGUGCUCCAAAUGCAAGUGUCAACCACAACUAUUUUCCACCUCAGCAAAACCAGAUGUUGAGACCAACCCAAGGAAUGCUGGGUCUAAGUACUCCUCGACCAUCUCCUGGUCCUGCUGGUCCAGAAUAUAGGGCUAGUCCUGUCCCAGGUCAACUUCAAUCACUUCCUGGAGGCACUGUUUCCCGUCCGCCUCCACAGGGUGUUUCGACAAGUGUAUUUGGUUCGAAUGUCUCGAAUGAUUGGAACGCCGGAAAAACUGGCGGAUACUCGUCAGGCUUCGGAGGAGUAGGCUUAGCAGGACCUUCUGCUAUCUCAAGACCUGAGUUGCCUAUUUCUACAUCCUUGCAGCCCACAGCUGCUGAUUCAAAAGCACUGGCUGUCUCUGGGAAUGGGACCGCUCCCAGCUCUGGUUUUGGUGGUGACAUCUUUUCUGCGACAUCCUAUCAGCAAAAGCAUGAAUCUGCUGUUGGUUAUUCCACAAACAGUUCAUCCAUUGUUCCUGCUUCUGUUGUCGCACAACCUUCACCUAGGCCCAGUGCUCUAGACUCCUUGCAGAGUAAUUUCUCAAUGCUCCCUGCAGGAAACCAGCUUCAACACCCAAGGUCAGUAGCAAGCUCGCAGUCUAUCAUGUCUUCACAAGGUUCAUCUACCGUUUUGCCACCUGGAAGUUCGGUUGGAUCUGGCCAUUCAACUCCUACUGGAAAUUCUCAGCCUCCGUGGCCAAAGAUGAAACCAUCAGAUGUCCAGAAAUAUACAAAGGUAUUUGUCGAAGUAGAUAGUGAUAAGGAUGGAAAAAUUACCGGUGAGCAGGCAAGGAACCUCUUUUUAAGCUGGAAACUACCCAGAGAUGUAUUGAAACAUGUCUGGGAGUUAUCAGAUCAGGAUAAUGAUACUAUGCUCUCUCUGAGGGAGUUUUGCAUUGCAUUGUAUUUGAUGGAACGGUAUAGGGAUGGCCGUCCUCUCCCAACAGCACUUCCUCAGAGUGUCAUGUUUGAUGAGACACUGCUGUCUAUCUCUGGCCCACCUAAUCUUAGUUAUGCAAAUGCUGGAUGGGGCUCUGGACAAGGUUUUGUGCAGCAGCCGGGAAUGGGUGCAAGACCAAUCACACAGCCAACUGGUGCGAGGCCACAAGUUCCUGGACCUGCCCCUCACCCUGGCAGUGGAAUAGAAUCUAAUCAGGAAAGAACUCAAGUGCCAGAUUUGGGUGAUCCUUUUGCUAAUCACCUUGGUGAUGGAAAUUCUGUGAGCUCAAAGCUUCCGGAAGUAGAAGCUGAAGGGGAAAAGGUUGGUCUAAAGCAGAAUGUCAUUAUGGACUCAAGGGAGAAACUUGAAUACUACCGCAUGAAGAUGCAGGAUAUUGUAUUGUACAAAAGCAGGUGUGACAAUAGACUAAAUGAGAUCACUGAAAGGGCUUGUGCUGACAAGCGUGAGGCUGAAACAUUGGCUAAGAAAUAUGAGGAGAAGUAUAAGCAAGUUAGCGAAAUAGGAUCGAAAUUGACUAUUGAAGAGGCCAGAUUCCGUGAGAUCCAGGAGAGGAAGACAGAGUUGCGUCAAGCAAUUAUAAACAUGGAGCAAGGUGGCAGUGCCGAUGGUCUUCUUCAGGUUCGGGCUGACAGAAUACAAUCAGAUCUCGAGGAGCUCAUGAAGGCUUUAUCUGAACGAUGCAAGAAACAUGGAUUGGAUAUAAAGUCGAAGGCACUCGUAGAACUUCCAGCAGGCUGGCAACCCGGAAUUCAAGAGGGAGCAGCUCUCUGGGAUGAAGAAUGGGACAAGUUUGAAGACGAAGGUUUUGGCAAUGAGCUCACUUUCAACAAAUCCAAACAGCAUGAAAACGGGUCCCUCGAUGAUGAUAGUCUAACACAUGAUUCAUCCUCUCAUCCUGAUGCAAAGAAUGGGCAUUUUUCAGACGGUGAAUACGCAGCCACUCAUAGUGAUGAUGAAUCUUCAAGAAGUCCUAGAGGCAGUCCUGGCUCAAAGACUGCUGUUGAAACAUCAUCUCCAGGUUAUUCUCAAGGGAAGAGUGCUGAAUCCGAUGCGGAAAGUCACAGGUUCUUUGAUGACUCGAACUGGGCUAGUGCAUUCGAUACUAACGAUGAUGUGGAUUCGGUCUGGGGAUUGAAUGCAUCUAAAAGCCAGCAGGAUGGCGAUUUCUUCGGGUCCAGUGGCAAUUUCGACACAAACCUGGGAAGAGGUGAUUCUCCAAGUUCGGAAAGCGUGGCUCAGAGAAAGAGCCCGUUUGUUUUCGAUGAUUCAGUUCCAAGCACUCCGCUCUCGAGAUUCGGAAACUCUCCCCCGAGAUUCAGCGACGCGUCCGCGAGAGAUAAUAACUUCGACAACAGCUUCUCCCGGUUUGAUUCCUUCAACACAACGAGUGAAAUGGGUUUUUCUUCCCAACCCGAGAGAUUCUCGAGGUUCGAUUCCAUCAGCAGUUCCAAAGACUUUGGAGAAUCUCUCUCGAGAUUCGACUCCAUCAACAGCUCCCGAGGCUUUGGGGCCGACAAAUUCUCGAGGUCGGACUCCAUCAACAGCAACAGAGACUUUGGUGGGCACUUGCUUUCGAGAUUCGAUUCCAUAAGCAGCUCGAAGGAUGUCGGUGGAAGCCACGGAUACUCCUUCGACGAUGCAGACCCCUUUGGUUCAUCAGGUCCUUUCAGAGUCUCCUCAGAGGAUAAGAGCCCAAGGAAAAGGUCAGAUAAUUGGAAUUCCUUCUAGUUUUCGAAAUCUCCUGAUGAAAAUUGAAAAAUCCCACCUUUAUCAUUGUUUCAUUACAAUUAUAUAUAUAUAUAUAUAUAUAUAUAAAGAACAGAAUUAUAUUUUGUUUUCUGGUGAUCUUUUAGAACGGGAUGUACAAUUUUUUGCAUUUUUGUUCAUUUUCUCACAAUAUUUGUGUCUGUAGACAUCUAAUUUAAUAUUUAUAUUUUUUUACACC